This is a messenger RNA of Sycon ciliatum, 3777 nucleotides long. RefSeq lists its product as uncharacterized. The record is from RefSeq and is a predicted model, not a curated record. The transcript is spliced from 22 exons. Gene Ontology annotation, molecular function: calcium ion binding. Bases 1 to 3777 code for a protein of 1258 amino acids. Lineage: Eukaryota; Metazoa; Porifera; Calcarea; Leucosolenida; Sycettidae.
AUGGUUGUUACAUGCGCUACUCCAUUAGCGCCUACAUUUGGCAGUUUCUCUCUACCGGCUGGUGUAUCAAGCUUUAUCUAUAGCACACUGGGAACAUUUGCCUGCAAUCCCGGCCAUCGGCUUGUCGGCCAUGCCACCACACAGUGUUUAGCCAAUGGGGAUGUCAGCAGCACACCGCCCAUGUGCCAGAACGUCAAUGAGUGUGCAAAUACCACUUUGCAUACAUGCGAUCAAAAUGCGUUGUGUAGUGAUGUGAUUGGAACGUUCAGCUGCAAGUGUAUGGUUGGGUACACUGGCAAUGGACAAGCUGGAAACUGCCACAACAUUGAUGAAUGUUUGCCGGCUAGCCCAUGCCAUGAGGAUGCUAGCUGCAUUGAUAAUGAUGGCGGAUUCAUGUGUCUGUGCAAGUCAGGUUACCACGGAAAUGGAACUCAAUGUCAAGUUGUGUGCACAAAUCCCUGGGUGAAAAAGAACAAAGCAUGUGAAUGUAAACCGAGACCAGGCGAACCCAUCUGCACAGAAGUGUGCAAUUGCUUGAAUGAUGGUCAGUGUACUGAAGACGGCACCUGCAACUGCCGGAAAGGUUUCCAUGGAGACCAGUGUCAACAUGCUUUCAAGACAAAGUGCCUGGGCACAAAUAAUGCAAUUUUCACCUGGAUGGCUCUUGCCAGCUUGCCGUGUUAUCCACAUCUCGACUAUGGCAGCUGCCAGAAGAAAACGAACUUCGUGCACGCCCGCGAGAUGUGCGUGAGAAGAGGAUACAACGUCGUAGACUAUAAUUCCUUCACUGGGCUUGGCUUGAAGCUGGGUGUUAGCGACUGCAUAAAAUCAUUGGUGAGCGAGAUGAUGGCUAGACGUAACAGCAGUUACAGCACCCCUCUCAAGAUAUGGACAUCGUACAUGUACUUUGGUCAGCAUGUUAUUUACAAGCAAGGCAAGGACGACUCGAGCGACGCACUAUUUGACAGGGGUGGAAUAGGCAAUCAUGAUGUCAUCUGUGAAGCCAAAUGGCUCCAGGCCAACGGUUCUGUACACGCCGCAGCAACUCCAGCACACAGACCCAGCGUGACUGAGCAGUUCGCAGAAGACGCAUGUCAGGAGUACGGACAUCAUCUCAUUACCAAGGAGUGGCUAGAAGAACAUGGCCAUGUGUUAACAGAGCGCUGGCUAGAGAAGUUGGCCUUAUUGCAUAAGCACCAGCAAGCACCUUACCACGUCGCGUCAAUCCGAGUCAAUGGCCAUUCCCUUUACAGAACCGUAAUGUUUAGCGCGCAAAAGCAGACGUUUCAGAACGCCACAAGCAAAACUCAAGCCCAGAUUCUCUGUGUCAAGACGUGUGAGACCGGUGUUCUUGGACCAGACCUUAGUUGUGUAUGCAACCGCACCUCAACCUAUGGUCAAUAUUGUGAAAAGGCAUGCAAGUGCUUGAAUCAGGGUCAGUGUGACAACAAAGGUGAAUGCAGCUGCCCGAAAGGAUUCACCGGAGACAAGUGCCAACUCGUUGUGUGUACACAUCCCUGGGUGGAAAAGAACAAAGUAUGCGAAUGUACGGCCAGACUAGAUGGACCUAACUGCACAGAAGCAUGCAAAUGCUUGAAUGACGGCCAGUGCACCAAAGAUGGCACCUGCAUCUGCCCGAAACGUUUCCAUGGAGAUCAGUGUCAGCACAGUUUCAAGACAAAGUGCCUGGGUACAGAUAAGGCAAUGUACACCUGGAUUGCUCUCGCCGGCUUGCCGUGUCAUCCACACCUCGACGGUGACAGCUGCCAGAAGAAAACGAACUUGACGCAUGCCCGCCAGAUGUGCAAGAGAAGAGGAUACGACGUGGUAGACUACAAUGCCUUCACCAGUCAGAUGCUUGGCGUGCGAGACUGCAUGGAAGCAUUGCUCAACAAGAUGAUGGCAAGCAAUUUCAACAACCCUAUCACAAUAUGGACAUCUUUCUUGAGGGAUGGAAAGCAUGUCAUUUACAAGGAGGGCAAGAACAACUUAAGAGAAGAGUUACAGGAUAGUAGUGGAGCAAGCCAUCUUGAUUUCGAGAUGAUGGCGAGCGGUGACAGCAACCCUAUCUCCCUAUCGUCAGGGCAAGAACAAGUUAAGAACAAGUUGAGAGAAGAGUUACAUGAUAGUAGUGGAGCAAGCCAUCUUGAUGUCAAGAUGAUGGCGAGUGGUGACAGCAACUCUAUCUCAAUAUCGGCAUCGCUCGAGGAGGAUGACCAAAAUAUCAUGUACCAGCAGGGCAAGAACGAGUUAAGAGAAGAGUUACUUGAUAGUAAUGGAGAAAGCCAUCAUGAUGUCAUCUGCGAAGCCAAGUGGCUUCACGCCAACUCCUCAGUAUACACCACAGCAACGCCAGCGCUGAGGCCCAACGUCACUGAGCAAUUCGCAGAGGAGGCAUGUGAGCAGUACGGACUUCACCUCAUAACCGGGGCCUGGCUGCGAGCACAUGGCCAUGUAUUAAGAGAGAGCUUCCUAGAGAGAUUGGCUAUUCGGCAAGCACCUUAUCACGUCAAACCAAUCGUGGUGAAUGGCAACUCCCUUUACAGAACCGUAACGUUUAUCGAGGGAAAACAGAGGUUUGUGAACACCACAAGCAAUCACCGAGCCCAAAUCCUCUGUGUCAUGUGCAAGUGUUUGAACCAGGGUCAGUGUGACGACAAAGGCAAAUGCAUCUGCCCGAAGGGAUUCACCGGAGACAAUUGCCAGAAGGUUGUGUGCACACAUCCCUGGGUGAAAAAGAACAAAGUAUGCGAAUGUAAACCCAGCCUAGAUGCACCUAACUGCACAAUAGCAUGCAAUUGCCUGAAUAAUGGUCAGUGUACUGAAGACGGCACCUGCGUCUGUCCGACCGGAUACCGCGGAGACCAAUGUCAGGACAAUUUCAGGACAAAGUGCCUGGGUACGGACAAGGUGAUGUACACCUGGACAGCUCUCGCCGGCUUGCCGUGUUAUUCAGGCAACUGCCCGAAGAUAACCAGUUGGACGAAAGCCAGAGACGCAUGCAGUGAUAGGGGAUAUCAGCUGGUCGACUUUAAAACCUUCACCUUGCUCGGCUCAAAGCUUGGUGUGCGUGGCUGCGUAAAGUCAUUGCUCCACGAGAUGAUGGUGAACAGUAACAGCAGCCCAAUCACGAUAUGGACAUCAUCCGAGUACAAUCGUCGGCGUAUUAUUUACAAGCAGGACAAGAACAAAUCGAGUGGUGCAAUAUUUAGUGUUCAUGGGUUCGGCCGUCACAAUGUCAUCUGCGAAGCUCAAUGGCUCCAUGCCAACGAUUCUGUAUACGCCGCAGCAACUCCAGCACUCGGACCCAGUGUGACUGAGCAGUGCGCAGAGGACGCAUGUCAGCAGUACGGACUUCGCCUCAUAACCAAAGACUGGUUACAAGAACAUGGCCAUGUGUUAAGAGAACGCUGGCUAGAGAGAUUGGCUUUAGAUAAGUCCGACGGAUUAGGUUACCACGUCGCGCCAAUCCUGGUCAAUGGUCAGUCCCUUUACAGAACAGUAAAAUUUAGCAGACAACAUGUGACGUUUAAGAACGAAACAAGCCAUGAGGAUGCAAAGAUUCUCUGUGUCAAGUCCUGUGGGAGCGGUGUUCUUGCACCAAACAUGAGUUGUAUAUGUAACCGCACUAUGGCCUACGGUGAAGAAUGUGAAAAGGGUGCGUCAUGCAAGUGCUUGAACCAAGUUGUGUGCCAGGAACCCUGGGUGAAAAAGAGCAAAGUGUGUGAAUGUCAACCGGGACUAGAUGGACCCAACUGCACAGAAGGUAAGGGCUAA